Molecule: messenger RNA, 949 nt
Organism: Trichosurus vulpecula (common brushtail)
Lineage: Eukaryota; Metazoa; Chordata; Mammalia; Diprotodontia; Phalangeridae
Product: glutathione S-transferase-like
Exons: 6
Coding region: 76-789 (237 amino acids)
Biological process (GO): glutathione metabolic process; xenobiotic metabolic process
Molecular function (GO): glutathione transferase activity
Source: RefSeq, a predicted model, not a curated record
AAAGCAUGGCUUGUAUAUCUAGGUCCCUGUCAGAUUGCUCUCUCUUAUUUUUCAGAAAACCAGGAAUUGAAAAUCAUGGCUGCGAAGCCCAAACUUCAUUACUUCGAUGGAAGAGGCAGAAUGGAAUCUGUGCGCUGGCUCUUGGCCGCUGCUGGGGUGGAGUUUGAAGAAGUGAUUUUUGAAACAGCAGAAGAACUUCAGAAUUUAAUUAAGAGUGGGAAACUACUGUAUGAACAAGUGCCAAUGGUGGAAAUUGAUGGAAUGAAGAUGGUACAAACCAGAGCCAUCCUGAGAUAUAUAGCCACAAAAUACAACUUGUAUGGGAAGGACCUGAAGGAGCAACUCCUCAUUGACAUGUAUGUGGAAGGAAUGAGAGAUCUGUACGACAUGAUCAUGUUCCUCCCACUUGCUUUGCCCGAAGAGAGGGAGAAGAACAUUAUCUUUAUCACCGAGAAAGCCACGCAAAAAUUCUUCCCAGUGUAUGAGAAGGUAUUAAAAGAUGGGAAAAAUUACCUUGUUGGCAACCAGCUGAGCUGGGCAGAUGUACAUCUACUCGAACUCAUCUUAAUGGCUGAAGAAUGCAAGUCUGAUAUUCUCUUGGCAUUCCCUAAACUGCAGGAGUUCAAAGCUAGAGUCAGCAAACUCCCCAGGAUUCAGAAAUUCCUUCAGCCUGGUAGUGCAAGAAGGCCACCAAUGGAUGAUGCAGGUAUUGAAGCUGCAAAGAAGAUUUUCAAGCUUGAAAAAGGCAUGUUUCUUAAGUACUCAAGUACCAUAUUAGCUGAAUUCUAGUCAUGCCCACAAAAAUACUAGGAUGUGCUCCUGCAGCAUUUCUAGUUUCAAUAACUAAUAAAUAUGAUGCCUCUUUAUAGAGUUUGUUAUAAAUUGGAAAACCUAAUCUUUACAUUGCUUUUUAUAAAAUUUCGUUUAAUUAAAACUUCAUCUUACUCAA